Archocentrus centrarchus (flier cichlid) is the source of this 2348-nucleotide messenger RNA. RefSeq lists its product as uncharacterized. Lineage: Eukaryota; Metazoa; Chordata; Actinopteri; Cichliformes; Cichlidae. The transcript has 8 exons. The coding region runs from base 232 to 975 and encodes 247 amino acids. Gene Ontology annotation, cellular component: adherens junction. The record is from RefSeq and is a predicted model, not a curated record. Gene Ontology annotation, biological process: heterophilic cell-cell adhesion; homophilic cell-cell adhesion.
UGGAAAUGACAGCGUUAACUACAUGUAGCUGUGUGAGGGUUUGGGUCUCAUAUAAAUUUUCCAGUAAGAGUUCUGAUAGAUGACAAAAAAUAGUUUUUUACUUGGCUAUGGAGUUCCUCAUCCCCUUAAUGGUGGCCUAAUAUUUCAGUCUAGUCUCCAGGUUUUGAUCUCGAUUGAACCAGAAAAGUUACGGAUCCUUCCCUUUGCGACUCUUUCCUGUAGUUGUGAGCAAUGGAAACACCAAAAGGACCAUCUCAUCUCCUUCUGCAGCUAAUUUAUAUUACAUUGUUUCCAGUUUUUGCAGCACAAAAAGCCAAUGUCUUACCUAAAGUGACUGGAUACCUUGGAAAAGAUGUCACCCUGUCUUGUAAGUUAAUCCAAGGAUCAACACAUACCAGUGUUACCCAGGUUCAGUGGGCUUUCCAGCAACGAGAAGGAACUGAAACAAAGGACACCAUUAUUGUUUUCCACCAUGAAUUUGGAAUGAAUAUUUCUGACUCUCCACUGAAGGAGAGAGUGAACUUGGAUGAAUAUUCAUUGAUAAUUAAGAAUGUGGAAAUGAGAGAUAAAGGGUCCUACACCUGCAGCAUUUCCACCUUUCCCAGUGGUACAUUUGAAGGAACCACCAAACUUGAUGUUCAAGAAAAGCAAUUUACAGCAGAGAUGGUUACUGCUGUAGUGAUUGCUGUCGUGCUGCUGUUUGUCAUCUUGGUGGCUGUGGUUUUUCUCAUCUACUUCAGGAGACGUCAUUCUUCAGCCAGGCAUCGUGUUGUCACUGCUGGUCCAGUGAGUGAUGGGGCCGGGCAAUCUGAGGAUGUGGUCUACUCUGAUGUCAAGCUGAAAUCAUCCAGAGAUGUCUCUCCUUUAUUCAGUAAGAAGCACAGAGAUGCCGCGCACGCUGACGACGUUACGUACUCUGAGGUUGUGAUUUCUCAUCAGCGGCCCAAAUCAGACAUGGAGUAUGCUUAUGUUUAGCAUUUUUUUUUAACCAUCUUCUGUGUCGGAUUAGUACCUAAUGAUAAUAUUAAUGCUUUUUUCAGGUGUUUUGUCAUAACCAAAGAAAUAUUUUGGCCUCGUGGCUUUGUUUGUGUGUGUGAGUGUAUGUGUAAUGUGUAUGGCAACCCUGUGGGUGCUAGAAAAGAAAAGCAAGUCAGUAGAGCAAUCAGUGUACCAAUCAAUCUAGCAGAUGCUGAUGUAUUACAGCAUAAAAUAAAAUUAUGCCUAAAUUAUCCAGUUGUAGCAAUAGGGGAAAAUUGGGACUCGCAAAACUCUGUACACCAGAAAUCUUAAAUAUCCAGCUAAUAACUGCUGGCAUAUUUCACUCUGAAACUUAUUUUGAUACCAUAAAUGUGUGUAAAAUAUGUUACAGCAAUCUAAAUCAGCCAAGUUUAAAAGAAAACAAACAAAACAGUCUUGACACCAUUUAGUCAGUGGAUCGAUUUUUUGCAGGGAGGAAAAGUACGAGCACAAACGGCCACAGUGAGCUGCUUUCUGCAAACCUCCAACCUGUCACGAAUGUCAACAACUAAUUCUCUUACUCUUAUGGAGUGAAGCACCUGCAUGGUCAUCUGUACCACUUGUGCAAAAACAAACUCCACCUGAUGUUAACUCUGCAGUCUAUCUAUGCAUUUCUGCAGGACAGUUCAGUCACAUGAAGCAGUCCGUUCUUGUUUUAGGCGUUCCCAGUAAAGUCACGCUGGCUUGCAGCAUGUCACGUGACCUGUCAAGUUUUAAGUAUGUGACCAUAAAAGUAAAAUUACCCCGGAGAGAAGUUCUGCUCCAGACAAAUGCAAGUUCAUGUUACUUCUCUGCAAACCGUCAAAGGAGGAAGCUGGAAAGAAACGGAAGAUAAAAGCAGAAAGUUAUACAAUGAGCAGAGAACUAACUGGGCAAUGCAGAAACCAGAAAUAGGUUCAAAUGACAGAAAGGUUCAACAUCCUCUGCAGUAAAAUCAACUUCACUGCCUGUUGCCUUUGUUGAAUACAGCAGGUGCAAACCAAAAUCAAGAACUGUGAAGAUCAGCGUUGUAUGUUGUCCAAUGUCAUAAGUCAUAGUUUGAAUUGAAGUACUGCAUCCUGCCCAGUGUUCUGUCUGCUUCGGUCUUUUGUGAAAAAUAUUGCUCAAUGUUAAUGUCACAACCCAGUUUGCAGGUGUUGGGUUGUGAACAUAACUUAUGACAAAACAUGGUUUGCAAAGUGGCUGUCCUGUGGAAAAGUGAAAAUAUCACCUUGACAAUCAACUGCUACUUUCUAGCAUUUCCUGAUGUUGUAAUUUGGUCGUGGGUGUGAAAACACUGAACACAAGGUUAGCGUACAUGUACUGUCUCCAGACUUAGUCGGUGUUGUCAC